AUGAAUUAUAGUGACGAGAGGUUGAUUCCUAUUGAUACACCACUUGGAAAAUUCAACGUUUGGACAAAACGCUUUGGCGAGAAUGCCACAAUAAAACUGCUGCUACUACAUGGUGGUCCUGGUGCUACAUGCGAACUUUUUGAAAGUUUUGAAAAGUUUCUUCUUAAAGAAGGAAUUGAAUUCUAUUAUUACAAUCAACUUGGUUCUUUCUUGAGCGAUCAACCGACUGACAUUAGCUUAUGGACAAUCGAACGCUUUGCAGAUGAAGUGGAGCAAGUUAGAAAAGCUCUUGGACUCAAUCAAAAUAAUUUUUAUCUAUUUGGCCAUAGUUGGGGUGGCUUAUUGGCGUUGGAAUAUGCAUUGUUGUAUCCAAAUAAUUUGAAAGGUUUGAUCAUCAGUAAUAUGAUGAGCAGUUGUCAAGAUUAUGGCUCAUAUGUUGAACAUGUGUUAGCAAAACAAAUGGAUCCUAAGGUAUUAGCAGCAAUAAGGGAAUUCGAAGCUAAUGAUGAUUAUCAAAAUCCUGAAUAUAUGGAAAUUCUUAUGUCACAUUUCUAUAUUAAACACUUUUGUCGGUUACAGCCAUGGCCUGAAGUAUUCAGUCGUGCAUUUCAACACUUGAAUGGUCAAGUUUAUACAUUGAUGCAAGGUCCUUCAGAAUUUGGAAUUUCAGGUCGAAUAAAAGAAUGGAGCAGAAAAGACGAUUUAUCAAAAGUGACAGUACCAACGCUUAUAAUAGGCGCAACAUAUGAUACUAUGGAUCCAGAACAUAUGAAAUGGAUGGCCAAGCAAGUACAAAAUGGUUCAAGUGUCAUUUGUCCAAAUGGUAGCCACUGUUCCAUGUGGGAUGAUCAAGAACACUUUUUUCCCGCACUUAUCCAGUUCAUCAAACGUGUCAACAAUAAUGAAAACGCCAACUGA
Rotaria sp. Silwood2 is the source of this 918-nucleotide messenger RNA. The record is from the annotation of a GenBank genome assembly. Lineage: Eukaryota; Metazoa; Rotifera; Eurotatoria; Philodinida; Philodinidae.